This is a messenger RNA of Apiotrichum porosum, 1533 nucleotides long. RefSeq lists its product as uncharacterized. The transcript has 5 exons. Gene Ontology annotation, molecular function: sarcosine oxidase activity; flavin adenine dinucleotide binding; proline dehydrogenase activity. Lineage: Eukaryota; Fungi; Basidiomycota; Tremellomycetes; Trichosporonales; Trichosporonaceae. The coding region runs from base 1 to 1533 and encodes 510 amino acids. The record is from RefSeq and is a predicted model, not a curated record.
AUGUCCUCCAAGCUGGCUCCUCCUCAGCGCGUUUUAAUUGUAGGUGGCGGUGAGUUUGGCGCCACAACCGCUCUAGAACUCGCGAGGGGACCGUACAAAGGCCAGGCGCACCUCAUCACCGUUCUUGACCGCUGCGCCACACCACCUGCGACCGAUGCUGCGUCCUUCGACUACAACAAGGUCAUCCGCCAAGAGUACAGUGACCCAUUGUACGCCAAGCUCGCCCGUGACGCUAUGGUGGGCUGGCGAGGCGAGUGGUCCCAGCACUACUACGAGAGUGGGGUUGUGGUGUCCGCGGCACGGGACUCGUCCGAGGCUGCCAAUGUAGACAAGUCACUUGCUGUCACACGCCAGCCGGAUAUGAGGACACCGGGCAAGUCUGCGCGUGACCUCCCGGCUCGAAAGGACGUCGAGAACGUGUACCCUGCCGACGUCAAGCUGGGCACCUUUGCGGAUGGUCGUGCUUACUUCAACGAGGCUGGUGGCUGGGCAAACGCGCGAGGUGCCACGGAGGACGCAGUCGCCAAAUGCCGCGCUGCGGGAGUACAGUUCCGCGCAGGUACUGCCAAGGAGCUCAUUAUUGACGAGCGCACCAAUAAAGUCACUGGUGUGACCACUGCUGAGGCUGGUGACCGUCACAUUGCCGACAAGGUUGUCCUGUGUAUGGGAGCGUGGACGCCCACGCUCGUUCCUGAGCUCCAGGAACAGUGCCUUCCUACAGGCCAGGCUGUUGCGUUCAUCCAACUCACGCCGGAGGAGUAUGAGCGCUACAAGGCUGCACCCGCGACCUGGGUUGGUGAUAUCGGAUUUUACAUCUUCCCCCCCACACCCUCCGGUCUGCUCAAGUUUGCCAUCCACCAAAAGGGCUAUCUGAGCCCGACAGACACUCUCCCUUCUGUCCCACGCACCCACCUCAGUCGUGGGUAUGAGUUCCAGCGUAUCCCAGACGAUGCCGUUACGAAGCUCAAGGCUGGUCUCGCACGUGUAUACCCCGAGUUUAGCGAUAGGGUGUGGACCGGUACUCGUCUGUGCUGGUACAGCGACCGGCCCAGUGGUGACUUCCUGUUCGACUACCACCCCAAAUACAACAAUUCGCUCUUUGUGGCUGCAGGCUGCUCUGGCCAUGCGUUCAGUAGGUGUUUCCAGUCUUUGAUUGGGCUGAUUGUCGUAGAAUUCCUCCCCGUCAUCGGAAACCUCAUUGUCAAAGGCCUCAAUGGCGAGCUGCCCAAAGAGUACGCCGACGUCUUCGCCUUCAACCACCGAGUCCCGUCUCGCGUCGAUGACUCGCGCCUGUUCUCGCAGCAUGUGGUCUUGAAGUCGACACCCAUGAGAGAGAUCAUCUCACCGCCGGGGCUCGACCUCAUCUCCACUGCAGACAUUACGUCAGAGUACGAGACAACUUGGUCAGCGUACUAUCCAUUCACAGCCAUCGUAUGGCAGCAACCGCUAUCUCCUUGGGCAAUCGCGGCGCUGCCAAAGGACGCGAUACGGGACCAGGAUAAGGCGACGACGACCUUUGAUAGCCUUCGAUAG